Messenger RNA from Oikopleura dioica, 1191 nucleotides. Lineage: Eukaryota; Metazoa; Chordata; Appendicularia; Copelata; Oikopleuridae. The record is from the annotation of a GenBank genome assembly.
AUGAAGGGAAAAUUAAGUUUUAAAAAGCAAGAGAGUUCAGAAGACCCUUCAACUGUUCCGUUGAACGUCGUAGUCAACGUCAGUAAUCAAGUGAACAGCCCAGCAGAAAAGAAGGAGAAAAAAGAGAAAAAGGAUAAAAAAUCGUGCCUGAAUAAACUAAAAGGUCUUUCGCUGAUUUUGAAGAUUGCGGUCGCUCUUCUGACAAUCCACGGAAUCAUCACGCCUUUGAUUCUUUCGAAAAUGAAUGCUCAUUCCGAUUCGCAGGACGAUUCUACCAUUACUAAAGCUUCCGAUACUCUCCGGCUUCAAAAAGAGAUCGAAGAACUCAAAAGCGGUCGCUCAUUGAUGGUUCUUUCUGGAUUGGACUCUCAAACAGUGUUUCUGAGCUAUGUUCUCAAAUCAGAUGGAAGCAAGAGUCCUCUGACAAUCAAAAUGCCUUCUUACACUUCUCACUACCUUUACCUUUCGUACUCUGCUUUGAUUCGCGGAAAAGUCUACAUCUUUGGUGGAGUAAAUGAAAAUGAUUUUCAUAUCGCGAUGAUUAACGACUGUGAAAUUGAGGAGUUAGAUGUAAAACUCAACAAUCACUAUUACUGGAAUGCUGCUGUUGUAACGGCAGCAGAUCAACAAUCAGCAUUGAUUUGCUUUGACGAAAAAGAAUGGAGAAACUGCGAAGAAUUCAACGGCAGCGCUGUUUCAAUAAAACCGGCGACGAAAUAUUAUCAUAGAAAUUCUUGUUUGGCGCUCUACCACGAUCACGCAGUCGCAGUCGGCUCCUGGGUUUCUGACGCCUACAAGAAAGUGGAGGAAUUCAAUGGCGAUUCUUGGUCAGAAUUACCAGAUUUUCCAAAAGCAAUUUUCAUGCAUUCCUGCAUUGGAGUUUACGACGGCUUUCUUGUCCUCGGAGGGAAAUACGAAGAAAAUGAGGAAUCUCACAGCUUAAAAGAUGUUUAUUUACUACGCGACUUAGAAUGGACUGUUGUUGGCCAGCUCAACGAAUAUCAUUUGUAUUCCUCCGCAGCGCGAAUCGGAAAUACGAUUUAUCUUGUUAGCGGCAGAAAUGAACCUUAUGCUGUGGAAAAACUGGAAUGGGAUGGAGAACAAAUUGCCUCGGCAGAAGUCGUCAACAAUCACUGGAGCGAAUUUCAUCGUCCGAUCGUUUUACCUGUCGAUGAAUUUUACUGUACAUAA